AUGUCUACUUUCCUCUUCACCUCAGAAUCCGUCGGCGAGGGUCACCCAGACAAGAUCUGUGACCAAGUCUCCGACGCCAUCUUGGACGCAUGUCUCCGCGAGGACCCCAUGUCCAAGGUCGCCUGUGAGACUGCUGCAAAGACCGGUAUGAUCAUGGUCUUUGGUGAGAUCACCACCAAGGCACACCUCGACUUUCAGAAGAUUGUCCGAGACACCAUCAAGCAGAUUGGCUACGAUGACUCAGAGAAGGGUUUCGACUACAAGACCUGCAAUGUGCUCGUUGCCAUUGAGCAGCAGUCUCCCGACAUUGCACAGGGUCUCCACUACGAGAAAUCCCUUGAGGAUCUCGGUGCCGGUGACCAAGGUAUCAUGUUUGGAUACGCCACAGACGAGACACCCGAACUCCUCCCACUCACCGUGCUCCUUUCGCACAAGCUCAACAUGGCCAUGUCUGCUGCUCGUCGUGAUGGAUCCCUUGACUGGCUCCGUGCCGACUCCAAGACUCAGGUCACUGUUGAGUACAAGAACGAGGGUGGCCGUGUGAUCCCUCUUCGUGUUGACACCGUUGUUGUCUCUGUACAGCACGCUGACUCCAUCACCACAGAGGAUCUCCGCUCAGAGAUUCUUGAGAAGAUCAUCAAGAAGACCAUUCCUGCCAAGUACCUCGAUGACAAGACUGUUUACCACAUUCAGCCCUCUGGCCGUUUCGUUAUCGGUGGACCCCAAGGUGAUGCUGGUCUCACUGGUCGUAAGAUCAUUGUCGACACCUACGGCGGUUGGGGAGCACACGGCGGUGGUGCCUUCUCCGGCAAGGACUUCUCCAAGGUCGACCGUUCUGCUGCAUACUGUGCUCGAUGGAUCGCCAAGUCCCUGCUCAAAGCCGGCCUUGCCAAGCGUGCUCUUGUCCAGCUCUCUUACGCCAUUGGUGUUGCUGAGCCUCUCUCCAUCUUCGUUGAGUCUUACGGAACCUCGGACAAGACUUCCGAUGAACUCGUUGCCAUCAUCCGCAAGAACUUUGACUUGCGACCUGGACAGAUCGUCAAGGAGUUGGCUCUUCAGACCCCUUGGUACCUCUCGACUGCCUCCAACGGCCACUUCACCGACCAGAGCAAGUCUUGGGAGAAGCCAAAGGAGCUCAAGUUCUAA
This is a messenger RNA of Protomyces lactucae-debilis, 1146 nucleotides long. RefSeq names its product S-adenosylmethionine synthase. NCBI's taxonomy places the organism in Eukaryota, Fungi, Ascomycota, Taphrinomycetes, Taphrinales, Protomycetaceae. Gene Ontology annotation, biological process: S-adenosylmethionine biosynthetic process. Gene Ontology annotation, molecular function: methionine adenosyltransferase activity; ATP binding. The transcript has 2 exons. The record is from RefSeq and is a predicted model, not a curated record. The coding region runs from base 1 to 1146 and encodes 381 amino acids. Gene Ontology annotation, cellular component: cytosol.